CCGAAGGAAACGAAUAAACAAACAAACAAAACCCACCGCUCUCGGGCCAGCCCGGAUACCCGCCUCCCCGGUCCUCCCGGGGCUCCCCGCCCGCGCCUGCGUCUGGGCACGUCCCCUCUAGUGGCGCGUUCCACGCACGUCCCCGCACUUAACCUCUGCACGCCCGGCGUGGUGCUGGCGGCGGGGAGCGCGAGCCUGCAGCCGCAGCCCCGCGGACCAUGACUUGCUACCGGGGCUUCCUGCUGGGCAGCUGCCGGCGCGUGGCGGGGGGCCGCGCGGCUCUGCGGGGCUCGGGCGGGGAGGGACGGCGGCACUUGGGGCACGGGCAGCCGCGCGAGCUGGCGGGCGGUGGUAGCCCCGCCGACGGCGGCUUCCGCCCCUCGCGGGUGGUGGUGGUGGCGAAAACCACCCGCUAUGAGUUCGAGCAGCAGCGGUACCGCUAUGCGGAGCUCUCCGAGGAGGACCUGAAGCAGCUGCUUGCAUUGAAAGGCUCGAGCUACAGUGGGCUACUUGAGCGACAUCAUAUCCACACCAAAAAUGUAGAACACAUCAUUGAUAGCUUACGGGAUGAAGGGAUCGAGGUGCGCCUGGUAAAGCGGAGAGAGUACGACGAAGAGACUGUUCGAUGGGCAGAUGCCGUCAUAGCCGCAGGAGGUGAUGGCACGAUGCUUCUGGCCGCCAGUAAAGUUCUGGACAGACUUAAACCUGUCAUUGGGGUCAACACUGAUCCGGAACGGUCUGAAGGUCACUUAUGUCUGCCUGUGCGAUACACACAUUCCUUCCCCGAAGCCUUACGGAAGUUCUCUCGUGGGGAGUUCAGGUGGUUAUGGAGGCAGCGGAUCAGGUUAUAUCUGGAAGGGACCGGCAUCAACCCCAGUCCCGUGGACCUUCACGAACAGCAGCUGAGCUUGAAUCAGCACAGCCGAGCCUUUAACAUCGAAAGAGUGGACGAUGAAAGAUCCGAGGCUUCAGGACCUCAGCUUCUGCCAGUAAGAGCGCUCAAUGAAGUCUUCAUUGGGGAGAGCCUGUCGUCCAGAAUGCCUUAUUGUUGGGCUGUAGCAGUGGACAAUUUAAGAAGAAAUAUACCCAAUCUAAAGGGACUGGCUUCUUACUAUGAAAUUUCAGUUGAUGAUGGCCCAUGGGAGAAGCAGAAGAGUUCAGGGCUCAAUUUGUGUACUGGAACAGGAUCGAAGGCCUGGUCAUUCAAUAUCAACAGGGUUGCAGCGCAGGCCGUUGAAGAUGUUUUAAAUAUCGCCAGACGACAAGGAAAUCUGACUCUUCCACUGAACAAAGAAUUGGUAGAAAGAGUAACAAACGAAUAUAACGAGUCACUGCUCUACAGUCCAGAAGAACCCAAAAUACUCUUCAGUAUCCGAGAGCCAAUAGCAAACAGAGUUUUCUCAAGCAGCCGUCAGCGUUGUUUCUCCUCAAAAGUUUGUGUUCGUUCUCGGUGUUGGGAUGCCUGCAUGGUUGUGGAUGGAGGAACAUCUUUUGAGUUUAACGACGGAGCAAUUGCUUCAAUGAUGAUCAAUAAAGAAGAUGAGCUUCGAACUGUGAUUCUAGAACAGUGAAGAGUUUCCUCAGCUGAUAGAUUUGAUUGGUAGACUUUUCUGCAGAUACCGAUGACCAGCCAGAGACCGACCUUUUAAUGGUUCUUAUGAGGGCUACCACUAGAGUCAAGGUGACAAUGGGAUGACGCGUGUGCUGUCCUGCUGAUUCUGACAAGAGCUGUUCACUAAGACAGACAGAUGGACUAAAUGGACUAGAAUUAUGUGAAUCUGUAUUAUUUACAGUUGGUAACCAAGAGCAUCGAUACUCUUUAGAGAGGCAGGUUAAAUAAAGGAUUAAGUAUUUAGGAUUUGAAAUUUAACUGUACAAGUGUUGUUUUCUUCCUAACUUUGUGGAAUUGGCCACAUGUAUCAGUUGAUUAGUACAUUAUUUUUAUAGUACCUAAAAGUAAAGAUUUUUAAAAAUUUUGAUGGAGAAUUUUGAUAAAUCCUGAUGUUGACUUAACUGAAGUUGGUAAAUGUGUUUUAUAUAGCUAAGACUUUUCUAAUUCUAGGAAACAGUGAUGAGUGACUAUUGAUUGAAAAAAGUGGGAUCAUUUUAAGAUUAUCUGUAGACAAAUUCUGACUUGUUUUGGGUAGUGUCAACAAUGUUAGAUGAACCACAUCUAUGGGACAAAUCAUGACACUUUGUAAAGGUAUUAAUUUCCAUAGUAAUUGUUGUUCAGACAAGUAAAGGAGUCCAAAAGGCCCUUUCCUGUGUUUGAAUUUCUAUUACGAAAACAAGGAUUAGAAGGAUAACCAAUGAUUGUAUUCUGUUAGAGGAGUUCAGUAAAAUGUUCAAAAAACCCUUCCUUUAGUAUUGGGAUGGAUUCUUUAGUAAACACCUAAUACCCAGGACACAGUUUUGGAAUUGCCUAAGUUAGUAUUAUAUUCAUUUACUGUAUUCUAAAAUACAACACAUUCUAAAAUUUAAACAAUAGCUUUGAGGGAUAAAACAUCAGCGCUUCUCCAUCCUCUAGUAUGAAAACUACUUUUAAUUUUGGAGCAAGCUAUUUUAAUUCUUGCUUUUGUUUUCACAAAAAGCUUCCAUUGCUAAAUAAGGGGUUGUCUUUUCAUGCCAUUUUUUCAGACUUGUGUAUUUUCACUUGGUGAAAUUGUUUUUUUAUUGCCAAAAUGUUUAUUGAAGACUCAUUCUGUGCCAUCAUAUGUUAUAGCCAUAUAUCUAUAUCAUGUUAUAGAUAUGUCACAUAUGAUAUAAUGAAGUGUCGUACAGACAUCGGAAUAGACUAUGGAACUUGAGCCUAGUGAGAUCAGAAGUCAAAAUCUAAAGCUAGAUGUAUGAUCAGACCAAAUGUUCUUAGCCUUGCCAAACAACACGCUGCUCUUAAAAUGAAACAAAUGGAUGUCACUGUGAGGUAACUGAGAUCUGUCUAGGUUUUGGUGUUUAUUCAGAACACUUUCUUUGACUACAUUAGGAAAUAAGUGUUUUUGCUGAGCCAACUCCAAUUUCUUAGUUUAGCUUUAUAAAAAAGGAUAUAUUUAAGAUACCCCUUAAUAUGAAAGUUAAAUUCUACACUAUAGAAAUUUCCCUAAGAGGCUUAAAAUACCUUGAUAGGGAAAAAAAAUGCCACUCUCAUCCUUACUAUAUCUAGAUCUGGUUGUCCAUGACCACCACAGAUGUAUUUCUAUGUACCAUUAACUGGUAACUAGCUGUGUGGAAUUGUUCAUAAGCUGCCUUUGGAAAGAUAUUAAAAUUACUUACCAUGCUGAGCCGACAGUCUAACUUCUGCUCUGUGGCAGGCAGGGAUCUAUUUGUAAUAGACUCAUGGCAGAGGAUGUUGGAAUAUCAAAAAUGUCUUUGAAUGGGUUAACCUUUCAUGACUACUUUAUGCAAAUAAAAUUAAACCAUUGUCUGUUCAUUUUUA
Molecule: messenger RNA, 3433 nt
Organism: Rattus rattus (black rat)
Lineage: Eukaryota; Metazoa; Chordata; Mammalia; Rodentia; Muridae
Gene: Nadk2
Product: NAD kinase 2, mitochondrial
Exons: 13
Coding region: 219-1571 (450 amino acids)
Biological process (GO): NAD+ metabolic process; NADP+ biosynthetic process
Cellular component (GO): mitochondrion
Molecular function (GO): NAD+ kinase activity
Source: RefSeq, a predicted model, not a curated record